Bombyx mori (domestic silkworm) is the source of this 1995-nucleotide messenger RNA. It is a transcript of the gene AANATL7, whose product is annotated as N-acetyltransferase 2. Gene Ontology annotation, molecular function: N-acetyltransferase activity. NCBI's taxonomy places the organism in Eukaryota, Metazoa, Arthropoda, Insecta, Lepidoptera, Bombycidae. The record is from RefSeq and is marked provisional.
GUUUCAGAGAUGGCGGACUUCGUAGUCGUGAUGCCGUCGAUGAAGGACGCCGUGAUCCAGCACCUUCGGGACAGCUUCUUCGCCGACGAGCCCCUCAAUAAGGCGGUGGGGCUCUGCGAGAGGGGCCAACCACACGCGGCCUUAGAACGUCUUUGCCUCGCAACUAUGACCGAUGGUCUUUCUAUUGCUGCGAUGGACGGUGACAAGGUGUUAGGCGUUGCUCUGAACGGCAUUUUAUGACACGGCGACAUCGAGCAGUCGAUCGAGAAGAUAAAGCAGUCCACCGACGAGAAGUUCAACAAGAUAUUCAACAUUCUGUACACUGUCAGCCGGGAUUUGAACCUCUUCAAUACUUUUGAGGUGGAUCUAAUCAUGGAGUGCCGGAUCAUAUCGGUACACGAGAACGCUCGUGGACGUGGUCUCGCCAAGGAGCUGAUGAAACGAAGCAUCGAUCUUGCCAGGGAUAAUGAGUUUAAAUUGUUCAAGGUAGACGCAACGGGCGCAUUUUCUCAACGCAUUUGCAGGAGCCUAGGCCUCGAAGAGCUCAAAAGCGUUCGCUACGAUGAGUACUGUGAUGAGAGUGGAACACCUAUUUUUAGAGUUCCACCACCGCACCACGCCCUCUGUGUUAUGAUUUUGAAACUUCCAUGAAUAGUUUCAGUACGUGAAUACUAGAUGUCGCUUUCGUUGAAAUGUACAACCGUUUUAAUAAAUUCCAUUAUUUCAUUUACACAUUUUACAUAGAUUUUGAAAAUUUUAUAUAUUUUAGUAGUACAUAUUUUAAGCUGUGUAAGCUUAUAGUACCGGGAUUGUUUAAAUGUACUUUGGAUCAAACUGGUUAUGAGCGCAAUGGAGAUAAUAGCAGAAACGUAUCUAUGUACAAGGGAUGUAUUAAGUUUUUUUUUUAUAUUUUUUAUUGCCUUUUUAGGCAGACGAGCAUACGGCCCACCUGAUGGUAAGUGGUUACCGUCGCUCAUGGACGUCAGCAAUGCCAGGGGCAGAGCCAAGCCGCUGCCUACCAUAAAAGUUAUAUCCGCAAUCUCUCUUUUAUUACUAUUGUUAUUGCUUGCGUUACCGUUGUUACUAUGUACAUUAUGGUUUUUUUUUUUUUUAUAACAAUGAGAGGCAAACGAGCAAGACGGGUCACUCGAUGGUAAGUGAUUCACCGCCGCCCACGGUCACCAGCGUUUACGCCAGUGCCUACCCUUCAGGUAAGAAUAUGCUCUUUUUCUUGAAUAACCCAAUGUCGCAGUUGUUGGGAAAGACCGCUGAUGGCAACGAUGGUUGCCUAAAACAUAUCGCUAUUAGCGAUAAGUUGUGAAUUGCUUAUUUCCAUGAAUAAAGUUUUAUCUAAAUUCCUAUAUCUGUGUCACAUACAGAAACACAAGCAGUGGUAUAAAUAUUAUUAUUAGUGCCUACGUAAAAUGUAGCUGGAACCAAUCUAACUCAUCAUCAUCAUCAUCAUCAUCAUCAGCCUUUAUCUGCCCACUGCUGGACAUAGGCCUUCCCCAAUGCCUUCCACAUAAUGCGGUCCUCAUUUUUUCAUUCCUCAAUCUUACUCAUCGCUAUGAAUAAAUUAUGUUAAAUAGAGGCAAUUUAAAAUAUUUUGAAUUGAAGUUACGAAAAAGCAUUUUGAUUAAGAGUAAAAAAAUUUUUUUGUUGUUGUAACUUUGGUGAUUCUGUUCAACAAAUAAAUUGCUUCCAGUGAGAAGAUCUAGUAUACUCAUUACCUGGUAUAUUACUAGUUUGUAGUAUUCAUGUUUGAUAGUACUAUUUUAUUAUUUUGUAGAACAUUUACCAUAUUUUGGGAGUAGUUGUCUACAUAUUGUAUCGUAGAUGUCUCUAAAAUGGCACAAAUUAUCUAUAUUCUGUAUGGUUACAGUAGUGAAUAUUAAUACACUAUCGCUGAGAUAUAUAACUGUUAGCUCGAUGUGUAGUAAUGAUGUUGAAUAUUUAUCGAAAAUGUAUAUUAAAACACUGUAUCUAAUUAGUAAA